UGCACUCUCGCCACUAAGGAGUGGUGCUCCCUUUACUGGGACGCGCUCCAGCUUCUGAAGAAAUUUGGGAUUUUCAUAAGUUCUGAAUCUGUUAGAGCCCUCAUAAGGACCUAUUCCUAUAUGGAUCUUGCUGAAGAAGCCAUUCAGUGUUUUGAUAGAAUGUAUGAGUUCGAUUGUGAACCUGAUGCUCACGCCUAUAACACUAUCUUGAAGAUUGUGCUCAAGAAAGACUUGUUUGUGUUGGCUUUUUCGCUCUAUAAUGUUAUGCUUUGGUCUAAUUCUUUGCCAGAUGACCACAGGUUCACUCUCUUGAUUGGUGGAUUCUGUAAGAUUGGAAACUUCAAUGCUGCCCUCGAGAUGCUCGAUGAUAUGAGCAAGAGGGCUGUGCUACCUGAUGUUAAGACGUAUACGGCUAUUAUUUAUGGCCUCUGUCAGUGGAAGAAGGUUGAUGAGGCGUUUAGGUUGUUUAACACUAUGAAAGAAAAUGGGUGCUUGCCUACUUUGCGUUGUUAUAAUGUCUUGAUUAAUGGGUUUCGCAAGAACGGGAGGACAGAUGAAGCGCUUUCUUUGCUGUCUUUGUUGAGGAUAGAUGGUUUUGCUCUUAAUCUGCAGAGUUAUUGUUCUCUGAUAAAUAGCUUCAUUCACGCCAAGAGAUAUAGUGAGGCAUAUGUAUGGUACACCAAGAUGUUUAAGAGGGGAAUUGUGCCGGAUGUUACUUUAUAUGCUAUCAUGAUACGUGGUUUGUCCGAAGAGGGUAGGGUUGGUGAAGCUGCAAAGAUGUUAGAUGAGAUGAUUGGGAUGGGUUUAGUACCAGACGCCUAUUGUUACAAUGCAUUAAUCACAUCAGUAUGACAAAACAAUGUACGUUAUUCGACGGCUAAGGAGAAUGAGGAGCAAUAAAAUGCAGAAUUUUGAAUGAUUGAAUAACUCCGACUAUUCAAGAUGGAUAUUAUUCUUUAUUUCGCUCCUCAUUGAUACCCUGUUAAGGGAGAAUGGUUAUGAAUCGGGUGGCUUGCUACACUUUCAGGAUGAACCAAAGGUAUAAGGGAUAGGAAUGAUUCGCUGCAAUAUAUGGCUUGAGCAUUAGGCCUGAGCCUAGCUACGUUGUGAUUGUGCUCGAGCAUGGUAAAAUUUUGACAAUGUGCUCAAGUACAGCAUAAACACACUCUAGAACAACAAUGCAUAAACAAAAAAAUCUGUUCUCAAGCUUAAUGAUUAGUAAAAUGCCGCUUAGUAGGUAUAAAGUCAACAUUGGUGAUUACCUAACCUAACCUAACCUAACUUCUUCCCAGAAGACUAAGGAAGCUGAGGAAAAGUGUUUGAGAGAAGACUGAAUGUUUUGGAGGUUCAUUUGAGGCACUUGAGACUUUCUCAGGCUUGUCUUUGUAUCUCAAAUGGAGGAUUCCACCUGUACUUCAUUUUCUUCACUUUUCUUAAUAUCUUUGUGGUUCACUUUUCCAUAACCUGAUGUGAUGUUUAAGAGUGUGUACCAUAAACUAAUAGGAUUUCCUUCAAAUUUAGAAUACCUGAGAGUGAAAAUUAGAUUGUAUGAACAUGCUAGUGGUUGAGAGUUACUACAAGUGACUACCCAUCACUGCUUGCCCUGCUUUGUUCAAUGUCUUUUUAGUCAUUUAAUUGUUUCUCCUCCUUCCUACUUUAAGUUUUGCUUAGGAGACUCUAGAUGUUCCAGAUUGCUAGGUUUUGGAAUUUGGAUACAAAAGAUGCUAUGCUCUUCUGCCUAUUCUUACCAAAGAAUUUGCUUCUAGUUAUAUGUUUAUAGGCAAAGUAUUUGAUGGAACUCUCCAAGAGAGCUCCAUUAAAUAGAGUUGCCCAAUUUAUUUACAAAAAAGUCCCAACUCACUAUGAUAUAUUUACAAUUACACCCCAGGCGACAACCAGUGAUGAGAUCUUAAAUAGCGGAACAAACUUGAAAAUUGAUCUGAGACACAACUUUUUGGGACAAAACCCUGUUAUCCAGGAUGUUGCAUUCACUUCCCUCUCUUGGCGUGUAUAGUUAAGCCGAAAUUGAAUGUUAAUCUCCCAAUUUGCUUAUAUAGUUUUUCACUUUGUGGAUUGUAUAUGGAUAAAACUAGAAGUGGUGAGGAUCUCAUCCAUGAAGAAGAUAAGGUUUUAUUCUGGGAUAAUGUAUCUUUUGAAGGCGAUAAUGAUGGCGAAGAAGAUUAUGAGUUUGACGACACAGAUGAAUAUGCGGUGGACGUAAUUGUGUGCAAUGAAAUAGAGUGUGACAUGCAACAAGUUGAAGAGCAAAAAUUGUGUUUUAUUGAAGUUAUUGAAGGCUUAGAUGUAUAUGAAAAUGACCCAGGUUUGAUGAAAAGGAAAAUUUGUGUAUAGGGUGAUUUUGUGCAUGGAACAAUAUUAGAGCAAACUUUAGAUGAGCGUCUUUGCAUUAUGUCAAAGCGGCAAAGACUCACCAAGUGGGACCCAGAAGUAGAAUUUUGCACUACAAGACUAGUUUAUCUUAUUUUCUGUAAUCCUUAGUUAUUAGAUUAGUAUAUAUAGAACAAGGAUCACCCUUGUUCGAAACUUUUAUGCCUUAUUUUCAAAUUACAUUGUUUCCUUGUACAGUAUGAGUUACUAACAUCCUAGGUUAAGGUUAGGAGCUCUGCUAAUUCUUAUGAAUUAAUCAUAUCACUAUUCCACUUCAA
This is a messenger RNA of Arachis duranensis, 2666 nucleotides long. RefSeq names its product pentatricopeptide repeat-containing protein At1g79540-like. Gene Ontology annotation, molecular function: protein binding. The record is from RefSeq and is a predicted model, not a curated record. Lineage: Eukaryota; Viridiplantae; Streptophyta; Magnoliopsida; Fabales; Fabaceae. The transcript has 3 exons. The coding region runs from base 121 to 852 and encodes 243 amino acids.